AACUCGAUCACAUAUUCACACAAGCAAACACACACCAAUAUCCAAAGCUCGAUCAAUGUCCCGCCACAACUCCUCCUCCUCCUCUACUUUCCCUUCUUGCUUCCGCCCCUCCCCCACUAUCCAACACCACCACUCCCCGCCGCCGUCCCCUCCUCCCUCAAUCUCCGGCCACCCCAACCUCACCACCUGCCUCUACCACACCGACUUUGCCAUCUUCUCCCUCACCUGGUCCCGCUCCUUCCUCGGCGGCCGCUCUCUCCACCUCAACCUCCUCCACCACGCCUUCGACUCUCCCCCACCUCCUUCCUCCUCCCCUUCUUUCCACCUCAACUUGAAACCCUUCUUCUUCUGGAAGCGCCAUGGCUCCAAGAAGCUCGCCCCCAAUGUCCUCAUUUUCUGGGACUUCUCCCGAGCCAAAUUCUCCUCCGGACCCGAACCCCUUUCCGCUUUCUACGUCGCCGUCGUUGUCGACGGCGACAUGACCCUUCUCCUCGGAGACUUGAACAAAGAGGCAUAUGCCAAAACCAGAGCCAACCAGGCCAUCGAUCAGAGUCCUCAACCGCAGACUCUGGUUUUGAAGAGAGAGCACGUAGUUGCUAAGAACAUUUACACCACCAAGGCCAAAUUGGGCGGCAGAAUCAGAGACAUACAAAUCGAAUGCGGCCACAAUGACGACUUCAGCCGCCUCAGCUUCAGCGUCGACAACAAAAGGGUUCUUCAGAUAAAGCGAUUGAAGUGGAAGUUCAGAGGAAACGAGCGGAUUGAAGUGGACGGUGUGCCGAUGCAUAUCUCAUGGGACGUUUACAAUUGGCUUUUCGAGAAUGACGGCAAUGAUGGACAUGCCGUGUUCAUGUUCAGGUUCGAAGAAGACGAGCAAGACAUUAACACACAGUUGAGUGUGGGGCAUUGGGCGCAGCAGCAGCAGUUCUGGAACUUCGGGAUGAAUGGGAUUGAGUGGAGGAAGAUGGGCAAGAGCUUCUCGUCUUCUUCUGUUUCAAUGUCGUCUGCGGGGUCUUGUAGCUCGUCGGUAAUGGAAUGGGCUACGAUGGAGGAGAGCGAGGUCAGUGCUGGUCCUACCGGAUUUUCUCUGCUCGUUUAUGCUUGGAGAAGGUGACGUUAAUUACUUGAAAUCGAAAUGCAUUGCUCGCUAAAUUACUAGCUACUACUUCCUCACUAACCCAUUUGUUGUUGAACAUAAUUCAAUAAAUCCA
Molecule: messenger RNA, 1211 nt
Organism: Fragaria vesca subsp. vesca
Lineage: Eukaryota; Viridiplantae; Streptophyta; Magnoliopsida; Rosales; Rosaceae
Exons: 1
Coding region: 56-1114 (352 amino acids)
Source: RefSeq, a predicted model, not a curated record